AUGGAAACUGAAAAGAAGAAAACUUGGAGUCGACUGGAAUUUGGAAUAGGAAGAGGAGAAGAAGGGUGGGUGGCUACCGAGUUUCAGGGCCGCCAGCCUCCAGGGAGAGGGGGGCGCGAUGAUGAGGAAGAUCAUUUUAUUCAUUCUAAAAAGAUGUUAAGAUGUUUGGUGACACUUCUCUACUUAUUAGUUAUUGUUAGGGCAACAGUAAAUACAGAUUACCUAAACCCCCAUUUACCAAUCCCAGCAAGAAUCAACAAAUUGUUGUCAAAAAUGACAUUAUCAGAGAAAAUUGGACAAAUGGUCCAAAUAGAUAGAUAUGUAGCGUCACCUAAAGUCAUAAAACAAUAUAAAAUAGGUAGCGUUUUGAGCGGGGGAGGAAGCGUUCCGUCGCCAAAAGCGACACCACAAGAAUGGGUUGAGAUGGUGAAUGGGUUUCAAAAAGGUGCACUCUCAACAAGGCUGAAGAUUCCUAUACUUUAUGGGAUUGAUGCUGUUCAUGGACACAAUAAUGUUUAUAAGGCCACUAUUUUUCCUCACAAUAUUGGCCUUGGAGCUACCAGGGAUCCUGAUCUUGUGAAGAGAAUUGGAAAUGCAACCGCGCUCGAGGUGAGAGCUACAGGAAUCAACUACGUUUUCGCGCCCUGCAUUGCGGUUUGCAGAGAUCCUCGAUGGGGAAGGUGUUACGAAAGCUACAGCGAGGAUCCCGAGAUUGUGAAGAACAUGACAGAUAUCAUUUUAGGGCUUCAGGGAGAAAUUCCUCCUGGUUUUCCCAAGGCCGUUCCUCAUGUUGGUGGACAGAAGAAGGUUGCAGCUUGUGCAAAACACUUCGUUGGUGAUGGUGGCACUCAACGUGGAAUCGAUGAGGGCAAUACAGUGAUAGAUUGGGACACAUUGCUGAGAAUUCACAUGCCUGGUUAUGUCGAAGCCAUUCAAAAGGGUGUGUCCACAAUCAUGGUUUCCUACUCAAGCUUGAAUGGACUCAAGAUGCAUGCUAAUCAUGAUCUUGCUACUAAUUAUCUCAAGAACACUCUUAAUUUCAAGGGAUUUGUCAUCUCUGAUUGGGAAGCUCUUGAUAGGAUCACUGAUCCUCCUCAUGCAAAUUACACGUACUCAGUUUUAGAAGGGAUUAAUGCUGGAAUCGACAUGGUCAUGGUUCCGUAUAACUACACAGAGUUCAUCAACACUCUGACUUAUCUUGUCAAGAAUAAUUGCAUUCCCAUGAGCCGUAUUGAUGAUGCUGUUAGCAGAAUAUUGGGAGUAAAGUUUCAUAUGGGCCUUUUUGAGAAACCGAUGGCUGAUUAUAGUCUUGCCUCCAACCUAGGAAAAGAUGAUCAUAGAGAAUUAGCAAGAGAAGCUGUGAGGAAGUCUUUAGUACUCUUGAAGAAUGGCGAGGAUGCAGAUAGUCCUAUCUUGCCUCUUCCUAAAAAGGGAGCUAAGAUUUUGGUUACAGGUAGUCAUGCUAAUAACUUGGGUUAUCAAUGUGGUGGCUGGACCAUUACUUGGCAGGGACAAAGUGGCAAUAACAUUACCGAGGGGACCACAGUUCUCCAGGGAGUUAUGAACACAAUUCACUCUAGUACCAAAGUAUUCUUCAACGAGAGCGCGAAUGCAGACUUUGUUAAGCAAAAUAAGUUUGAUUACGCCAUUCUUGUUGUUGGUGAGAAGCCAUAUGCAGAGAUUGCAGGAGACAGCAGAAACUUGACUAUUGCAGAUCCUGGAGGCAGUGUGAUCAUUGAUACCUGCCUCAACACUAAGUGUGUUGUGGUAGUAAUUUCAGGGAGGCCAGUGGUGAUUCAACCUUUUGUAAGGUUUGCAAAUGCCAUUGUUGCUGCUUGGCUUCCAGGAACUGAAGGCCAAGGAAUUGCUGAUGUUCUGUUCGGUGAUUAUGGUUUUACUGGGAAGCUGCCACAGACUUGGUUUAAGAGUCCCGAUCAAUUGCCCAUGAAUGUUGGUGAUCCUCAUUAUGAUCCUCUAUUCCCAUUUGGGUUUGGUCUUGAAACUCAACCAGUCCAAAGUUAUUAGGAGGGAAAAUAUCAACGAAAGAUCGUUAAAAUGAUUUAAUAUUGAAUAAGAAUUUUGAUAGAUUGGAUACUUACCAAAAUUUGCACUUUCACUUAUUAAUUGUUAAUGUUUAUUUAUUACAAGUUCGUAUCUAAUAUUAAGUCAUUUUAGAAGUCCUUCAUUGAUCUUCU
Prosopis cineraria is the source of this 2195-nucleotide messenger RNA. RefSeq lists its product as uncharacterized. The record is from RefSeq and is a predicted model, not a curated record. Gene Ontology annotation, molecular function: beta-glucosidase activity. Gene Ontology annotation, biological process: glucan catabolic process. NCBI's taxonomy places the organism in Eukaryota, Viridiplantae, Streptophyta, Magnoliopsida, Fabales, Fabaceae. The transcript has 9 exons. Bases 1 to 2025 code for a protein of 674 amino acids.